UUCUCCAUAACGUAUAUGCUGUGUUUAGAAGAAACUGAUGAAAAAAUGAUUUUCAAAACAUUUGCUGUAGUAGCGUUUUUUACUGUUUCUAAAAUACAUGAAUCUGUAUCAAAUGAUACAGGUUCAGUGUCAUUUGACAGAUUGGAACUGCAAAUUGAAAAAAUUAAGCCAUCACAUGAAACAGAAUGGAUUGAAGAUUGUAAAUGUGUUUUACCAAACGAAUGUUUGCCCGAUGAAAAUGAUGCAUCAAUCGACAUAAGAAUAAUUACAAAACCGGAUAAAUGUCCUUCUGGAAAAGUGUACUGUUGUUCAGACCCAUUUGUAGAAAACCCAUUGUUGAUGUGUGGGAAGGCGGCGCCACAGGACAUCGAAGGAAUCAAAAUCCACCUGGAUCAGGCCAAAUUUGGCGAAUUUCCUUGGCAAGCUUUGAUACUAACCAAUGGAAAUUCAUUCGUCUCGAACGGAGCUUUGAUAGAUAAUAAACAUAUACUGUCAACGGCUCACUUUCUCACUAGUUUUUCAAAGAACGUUAGCGCGCUGAAAGUGCGACUAGGUGACUGGGACAUUUACAAGAACGUGGAGCCGCUGCCGUACGUGGAACGGGCCGUGGCGAGCGUAACGAUCCAUCCGGGAUACUCGUCGUCGACAAUGAACAACGACGUUGCCGUGAUCACCAUGUCCGAGGCGGUGACCUGGUCGAAGCACAUAAGCGCCGCGUGCUUACCGCCCGGACCGCAGCCCGACGGCACGGCGUCGUCGGGUCGACCGCACUGGACUGGGUGUCGCGUAUCCGGGUGGGGCACGGAGAGCUUCGACAGGCCGCGUUACCCCGGCGUGCUGAAAAAGGUCGGCGUCCCGCUGUGGGACCGGGACGGGUGCGUCAGGAGUCUGCGGACCACGAGGCUAGGCGGCAAGUUCAAGCUACACGAGGGAUUCUUGUGCGCUGGCGGCGAGGAGCACGAGGACGCGUGCAAGGGCGACGGUGGUUCUCCUUUAGUAUGUGAACAAGAUUCUGUUUCAUAUUUGAUUGGUUUAGUGUCUUGGGGAAUCGGUUGUGGAACGGCAUCAAUACCCGGCGUCUACAUAGAUGUGAGCUUUUAUAUCAAGUGGAUUGAAAAACAAAUAUAUUCUGAAGAAAGUCGACUUUAGUUUUAAGCAUAUUAAUAAAUUUAAUUUUAAGUUUAUUUUAUUUUAUAGUUUAUUUUAUGUUUUGACAAAAACAUGAUAUGGCACAAUGAUUCUCAGAUUUUUUUCACUCUAAUACUUAUGUUGAAAAUACGUUUAAAUUAAUAUUAAUUA
Messenger RNA from Sipha flava (yellow sugarcane aphid), 1299 nucleotides. RefSeq names its product phenoloxidase-activating factor 2-like. The record is from RefSeq and is a predicted model, not a curated record. Bases 16 to 1149 code for a protein of 377 amino acids. Gene Ontology annotation, molecular function: serine-type endopeptidase activity. The transcript has 6 exons. Gene Ontology annotation, biological process: proteolysis. NCBI's taxonomy places the organism in Eukaryota, Metazoa, Arthropoda, Insecta, Hemiptera, Aphididae.